CGAUAGUAAUUGCGGGUAUGGGCACGUCAGUACGCUGGGGGGCACGUCUGGCCAGUUCUGCCCUGUGUCGCAGAGGAGGGUCCAGGGGAGUGGACAGCUGUGUAUGUGUGUACAUCAGACGAGGCAGCGGACAGCGCCCGGCCCGGGUAGAGUUUAGCUCAUCGCAGUUACAGUUGACGCCGCAAGACUUGCCUUCAGCCAUGAUGAAUUCCGACAUGGAUGUGCUGGAAGUAGAAAAUCAGGUCGAACUGGAAGAAAAGACGCGGCUCAUUAACCAGGUUUUGGAACUUCAGCAUACAUUAGAAGAUCUCUCUGCUCGGGUUGAUGCUGUAAAAGAGGAAAACCUAAAGCUGAAGUCAGAAAACCAAGUUCUUGGGCAGUAUAUUGAGAACCUCAUGUCUGCAUCCAGCGUCUUCCAGACAACAGACACUAAGAGCAAGCGGAAGUAAUGGCCGAUUGUGCCUGUAUUGUCCUUGUUUCCACUGGUGUUUGUACCUGAAUAGUGAAUAUGGGUCUAGUUAGCAGAGAACGUGCUUUCACUCAGCGAGCUGUAAACCUUCUGUACACAUGGUGACUGCACGGACGACACUACUUUAAUACACUGAGUAACAGGCAUUCUGGAUUAACCAUACAAUGUCAAUGACUACACAGAGAAAUCAUUUAAUUGGCUUUAAAAGACUCCACAUCAGUAAUUACCCUUGUUAUAUACAGAAGAAAGUGUUCUACAAAUGCUGUGGUGUAUUUUAAAGCCCCUGUAUGUAUAGCGGCUGCAUCUAUAGCAGAGUAGGGCUAUACUUUUUUUUGCGUGAUGUCUAUAUGUUCAGUAUCUCUUACAAAAUAUCCAUAGGCUAUUCUAUUGGACAUGCCUGAUCCAUUUGCUCUAUUAGGGGAUGCGGAGUUGAUGGAGGGGAGUCCCCCUCCUCUUCCCUCAUUCUCCUCCCAUAGUAGGAGCGGCCCUUUCUGGAGAACCCCAGCAUGUCCUUGCAUCAUCAUAAUCAUCCCUUCCAAGUUCUUCCUCCCUACAACAUGGGACCCAGCUUGGACGAAAGCCUUUAAAUGAUACAGAAAGUAUAGGUUACAGAUGAC
Molecule: messenger RNA, 1086 nt
Organism: Bufo bufo (common toad)
Lineage: Eukaryota; Metazoa; Chordata; Amphibia; Anura; Bufonidae
Gene: SCOC
Product: short coiled-coil protein
Exons: 4
Coding region: 18-449 (143 amino acids)
Cellular component (GO): trans-Golgi network
Source: RefSeq, a predicted model, not a curated record